This is a messenger RNA of Pocillopora damicornis (cauliflower coral), 635 nucleotides long. RefSeq lists its product as uncharacterized. The record is from RefSeq and is a predicted model, not a curated record. Lineage: Eukaryota; Metazoa; Cnidaria; Anthozoa; Scleractinia; Pocilloporidae. Gene Ontology annotation, molecular function: metal ion binding.
UUCUGAUUGGCCCAUUUAUCACUUUGUUUGAACUGGACGACGCUCUGUCCAAUUGUUAGCUCGUAGAAUGUAGGAAAUUAUAAUGAACUUAGUUUUUCUUUUUUUUUUCUUUCUUUUCAGGUGUUUUUCGUGGACUAUGGUAAUUCUGAGUGGACAAGUGCCAACCACGUGAAGCGCAUGCUCCCUCACUUUCUUCAUCUUCCAUUCCAAGCUCUCGAAUGUUUCUUAGGGAAUGUGGAGCCUAUUGAUAACGUGGUCGGAAAUGGUACAAAAUGGUCCCCGGAUGCUGUAUCAACUUUCAAAUCGCUUACAGAGGACAAAGUAUUGAUAGCACACAUCCUUUCCAAGGCGUGGAAUCAGACUAUUUAUGUUGACUUGUUCGACACGGAGGGUGAAGAAAUUCACAUAAACAAAGUGCUGAUCGAAAGGGGGUUAGCAAAAGAAACAGACCACACAGUCAGCAAUCCCUGGAAUAUUGAAGCAAGUUUUAAAUUCAAUCCCCAUAUGACCUUUGGUCUUCCAGGAUGAUGUUUCGUUGCGUUUUAUUCAACAGUCACGCUAGGAUGCGUGAACAAGGAAAAAACCGUGACCAAGGGAAAAAAAAUGUCACGCGGCUAGCUAGCUGAGCGUCGUGG